AAUAUUCCAGCCUGGCAACUCGUAGGGAGCCCACAUGUAAAGCGGCGCCUCGCUGGGCCGUGAUUGGCUGGCUGGCCGCGGCCCCGCCAUUGGCUGGUACAAAACGAGGCUCCCUGGUACCAUGGUGGACGUCGAGAGCAAGGCCAAGGAGACGUGAGGCAGCCGCGGCGAGCGUUGUGUCCUCCUAAUUCCUACUAUAUAGGUGCCUCGGCGGGGAGCAAGAGGGCGUGAAGGCUGCCGGCUCCGCGACGCCCCAGGACCUGCGUGAUUAAAGGUGUUGGAGGGCUGGCAGCAACGGCAGCAUGUCGGACAACAUUUUGGUGACCGUGCGUGUGCGGCCGUUCAUCAAGAGGGAGGAGGCUGACGGGGGCAACUCCUCGCCCACCUCACACUGGGAGCUGCAGGAUAGCUGCAGUUUAGUACAGGUCGACCCAAUCUCACGCAGGCCGCUCUGUGCACCUUACAUGUGUGAUGGAGUGUUUGGCCCCGAGGAACGGUCAGAGGAUGUGUACCAGGAAGUGGCCAUGCCCAUUGUGGAAUCAGCGCUGUCUGGCUUCAAUGGCACUAUUUUUGUUUACGGACAGACUGCCUCGGGCAAGACCUACACCAUGAUGGGGGACCGCAACAGCCCGGGCAUCAUCCCGCUGGCCAUCCAGAACAUCUAUCGCUCCAUUGAAGACACCCCCGACCGCGAGUACCUCAUCAGAGCUUCUUACAUGGAGAUAUACAAUGAGAACAUAUCGGAUCUGCUGGCUGGCCGAGACCCGAAGAACCGCUCUUUGACCAUCCGCGAGGACCAGUCGGGCUUAGUGUACGUAGCCGACCUGAAGGAGGAAUGUGCCAACUGUGAAAAGAAUCUGCUGAUGUUAAUGAAGCGAGGGGAGAAGAACAGAAGCAUCGGCAGUACCAAUAUGAACGAACGCAGCUCACGGUCACAUACCAUCUUCAGAAUAAUCAUAGAGUCACGGGAACGCAGCCAGGAGGAUGGUGAGGAGGGUGCCAUCACUGUGUCCCAUCUCAACCUGGUGGACUUGGCUGGCUCAGAAAACGCCUCACAGUCUGGGGCAACGGGCGAGAGGCUUAAGGAGGGCGGCUUCAUCAACAAGUCUCUCUUCAUGUUGGGGCGUGUCAUCUCUCAGCUCAGCGAGGGAGAGCCCUUUGUCAACUUUCGAGACUCCAAGUUGACUCGCAUACUUCAGCUCUCCCUGGGCGGUAACGCAAAGACUGCCAUCAUCUGCACCAUAACACCAGCUGUCGUGGACCAGACACACUCCACCCUGAGGUUUGCAUGUCGUGCCAAGUCCAUUAAGAACAAACCAAUUGUGAACGAGAUCCUGUCAGAGGCUGCCCUGCUGAAGCGCUACGCCAAGGAGAUCAAGGCACUUCAGAAUACCCUCGCCACGGAGCGCAACUCUGACAAGGCGCAGGAGGUGGAGCAGGUACGAGAGAUGCUGGGAGAGCAGGCCCGCAGGAACGAGGAGCUGGAGGCAAAGAUCCACGAGCUGAAGACCAAGCUUGUGGUGUCCAGCCUGCCCUGCCGCUCACCCAGGCGCUCCUUGGACAAGAAGCGCAAGGCAAGGCGGGAGACCUGGUGUGCUCCAGCCAUGCGCAGUCGCCGCCCCAGCAUUGGCCUGGGCCUUCUGCCCACAAUCAUCCAGGACCACCAGUUUAUCAAACCCAUGCUUCCUCCUUGGGCUGAGGAAAGCCCUAGCGCUAAUGCGUCCUUGAAUACCUCCGCCAUCAACAUGGAAACCACGCUCAGUAUGGAAGAGUUUGGCACAGACGACAUCAGUUUCAUUUUGAACCAGGCAGAGAAGACCAAGGUGAAGGAAGGAGACUCACUACAGAUCUCCCCUGCCUUCUUGAACGUGAGGCAAAGGAAGAGGGUGAAGUUUGACAUUGCAUCACCUACCUCCCUCACCAAGGAGGCCAGCUGUCAGACUAGUGAAAGCCUAGCACCACAGAUGAGACUGCCACCCUCGGUACUCCCAGAUACACCUCAAGGCACCCCCACGGCCACUCCCACCCGUCCAUCUGGCACGCCCGGCACCCCGGCCUCUGUGUUGAGGGCCAGGAACCUGGACAUGAAGGAGAAGCUGAGGGAGAAGGAGGAGUGGCUGAAUAAUUGGCGGCAGGAACUGGAGAGCCAAAAAGAGUUCCAACGUCAGGAGAUUCGGGCCCUGGAGGAGAGUUUUGAGGGGAGGCUGGCCAACGCUGCCGCUACUGCUGCUGCUACUGGAAGUGGUGGUGGUGAUGGUGAUGAAAAGGAGACAACACACGCUGAAGAGAAUGAAUCCCUGAAGAGAUCACUGAGGGAUUACGAACAACUGCUUAUGGAUGCCAACCGUGAGCUGUCCCACAAUGUGCAGAACUCAGCAGAACUUCAGAUGCGUGUGGAGGCUCUCAGCGAGGAGAACAUCCAGCUCUCAGCACUGCAGGAGGAGAUUGUGAGGCAAAGGGAGGAGAACAACACACUCAGGAAGGAUGCGGAGGCCCGGGAGUGCCGCCUCAAGGAGCUGGAGUAUGAAAGGCAAGACUUUGACAUGAUGAUGGAGCUGGCACUCAAGAAGCAGAAGCAGAGGGAGGAAGACCUGCGGCGGAUCCUUGAUGAUGCCUGGAAGGAAAUAGCAGCACUUGAGAAGGGGGACGUGGAGGAGGUGAGGAAGAGGAGCCAGCGCUUGUUUGAGCUGGAGGAGAUGGCAAAGCAGACCUCCACCAAAGCAGAGGAAGGCAACAAUGAAGAAAAAAUAGCAGCCCUUCAGGAGAGUCUGGAGGAGAUGCAGCAGGAGGCAAGCAGACUGAGGGAGGAGCUGCUACAGGCCACCCAUGAGAAGCAUCAGCUGGACCAGGAGGUGAAGGAUCUACAGGAUCACUUCAGCCAUGUCCAAUCUGAGUACGGAGACGACAAGAUUAAGAUUCUAGAAGAGGCAUCCCAGGAGAAAGAGCAGCUUAAGCAGGAGGUGAAAGAUCUACAGGAGCACUUGAGCCAAGUUCUGUCGGAGUCUGGGGAAGACAGGAUAAAGAUGCUGAAAGAGGAGAUUGUGGAACUGGAGGCAAGGCUGGAGGAGGCAGAACAGAGACAGGAGGUGGAGAAGGAAGAAGAUGGAGUGCAAGGGAUUGAAAUGGACACACAAACCUUACCAGCCUCAUUUAUGCAUGUGGCCAGCUCAAGGAAAAGUAGUGGAGAAAGUGGGGAGACAAACGCCCUCACCUCCCAGGAUUUCUCACGAGUGUUAUCGGAGACACUUCAGGCCCUGGAGGAGUCUGUGUGCAUUCCUCCUACCCCUGGCAGGCGGUCCAUCACCUCAUCCAUCGAUGCUCUCAGCUUCCAGGACCUUGAGAUGGCCAAGCCGAUGGUGGAGACGCUGAAGUCUGGCCUGAUGGCGCUGCAGGAGUACAUACAGGUGAUGGAGCAGCAGCAGCAGGAGGCAGCCCAGACCACACACUACCACCUGCAGGCCAUUGCUAAGGCAGAGGAGGAGAUGGGCACAUGGAGGGCUCAGGAGUCCUUCAUAGGAGACUACAUCCUUCACUCUGCUCACCCUUGGAAAAUGGAGCACCAUCACCACCCCCUGCAGCAACAGAAUCACCAGGACCAUCAUCUAUUCUCUAACAGCAGUCUCUCCCAGCAGCACCAUUCUCCCCCUUCACCAGAGACACACACCAGCACUCAGCCUUCCAGUCCCUCCCAGCAGCACCAGUCUCCCCCUUCAUCAACAGACUCACACUCCAGCACUCAGCUCUCCAUUCCUUCAUCCUCGCCUGGCAGCUUCCUCCGCCUCCCCACCACACAGACCACCAUGGAAGAGGCUGUUCAGAGGGCUGUGGAGGAGGAGCGCAAACGUCUUGUGAAUGAGUAUGAGGCAAAGUUAAAGGAGGUAGUCGCAGUUAGAGCUCACAAGCGCCACAGCAGCGCAGCGACAGACACCUUGUUCUUGUCCUUCACUCGCAACGACAUCUCAAUGAAUGCAGGGCCUGGGGAGGGGUCCCGGGAUGCCACACAAGAGGCAUCUUUCUUCAGUGUCAUUUCCCCCAACAUUGAAAAUCUGGAGAAAUCAGACUUGGAAACAGAGGUGUUGCGUCUCAGUGAGGAACUGAGUCGCAGGAACAUCACAGAGGAGGAAAUGCAUUGCUACCGGUGGCAGGUGGACACACUGAAGGAGGAGAAGUCAAGCAUGGAGGAAGAAGUCCGCUUCCUGCAGGAUGAAGUCGAAAAACUGACACAGAAAGAAAAGACAUCCAUGGAGAGCCCUGUCAAAGGUCAGGUGGAGUUGAUGGAUUGCACAGACAUGAAACAAGGUGAGAGCUUCACAACCUAUUCAGCUGACCCUGAGAAUAAGAGCAGCAGAGAUGAGGAUGAAUUACAACAAAGGGCAAGUGACCUACAAGAAGCAAAUAAGAAGAUUGAACUUCUAUUGCUGGAAAUUGAGAAGAUUAGAGAGGCUUCUCCAUCAGACUCAGGCAACUCUGAUAAGGAAAGAAGUGAUGACAAGGGGGAACUACAUCAGAAAACAAAGGAGUUGGAGGAGGCAAAGGAGAAAAUUGAAUUCCUUGAGCUGGAAAUUAAGAAGAUCCAAGGGGCUCCUCCAGCAGACCAAGGCAACCAUGAAAACAGGGAACUGCAACAGAAAACAAAGGAGUUGGAGGAGGCAAAGGAGAAAAUUGAAUUCCUUGAGCUGGAAAUUAAGAAGAUCCAAAGGGCUCCUCCAGCAGACCAAGGCAACCAUGAAAAUAGGGAACUGCAACAGAAAACAAUGGAGUUGGAGGAGGCAAAGGAGAAAAUUGAAUUCCUUGAGCUGGAAAUUAAGAAGAUCCAAAGGGCUCCUCCAGCAGACCAAGGCAACCAUGAAAAUAGGGAACUGCAACAGAAAACAAAGGAGUUGGAGGAGGCAAUGGAGAAGAUCAAACUCCUUGAGCUGGAGAUGGAGAAGACUCAAGAGGAGCUUACAAACAUGGUGGUUGAGAAGGACACAGACCUAGAGAUGAUCAUUGCUAACUUCACAGACAAGGAAGAGGCCUUCGAGCAAACAGAAAGGGAGCUGAGAAGAGUCACCACAGAGAUAGAGGAGCUAAAGGAAACUCUAGCCACUAAAGACCAAGAACUGGGAAGAUUUAGGGAUCAACAGCAUGAAGAGCUUGACAGAGCCACCGCACAGCUGGAAGAGAUGAAGGAAACUCUGGCAAACAAAUCUUCAGAACUUGAGAAAGUUACUUUAAAGCUUCAGGAGAUGGAGGAAGCUUUAACCAACAAAGACCUGGAUGUACAAAGUCUUGAUAAACAACAGGAAGAGCUUCAUAGAGCUACUGUUGAACUUGAAGAGGUGAAGGAAACAUUAUCCAACAAGGACUUGGAGCUGGAGGAGAUGAAAGCAACCCUAGCCAACAAAAACCUAGAGCUACAGGCACUCAGAGAUAAGCACCCGAGUCUACAAGAAGAGAUGGAUCAGCUGGUGAAUCACGAGGCUUUAGCAACUCUUGAGGAGAAAUUGCAGAAUCUUCAGCAGGAGUAUGCUGAACUUGAAGUGCAGAGUGAGAACAAGGUGCUGGAGGCACAGAAAAAGGCCAAGGACUUUGAGGAGAAGUAUGAAGGUUGUUUCCAGGACUAUGCUGCUGCCUCAAGGGUGUGUGAGGAAAACAGGCACAUGUUCCAGAAGUCUGAGGAGGAGAAGGAAGAGCUGAGGCUGAAGCAUUUGGAAGAGAAGAAUGUCCUGAAUCUUAAAUACAAGGAGGAGGUGCAGAAAGCUGAGGAUGAGAUGGAGAAGCUUAUACUGAAAUAUGAAGAUGAUCUUCAAAAAUCAGAGGAAGAGAAGGAAAGCCUGAAGCUACAGAAUGAGAAUGCGAUACAGAAAUACAAGGAGAAGGACGACUUGAAGCAAAAGUGUGAAUGUGAGCUGAGACAAGGUUCUGCCCCUCGAGAGCCAGAGCCAAAGGAAGCACUGGACCUGUAUGUUGGGGGUGCCAUGGUGGGGCAGAGGCUUGAUGAAAUAGAGGCACUGAAGGACCAGCUAGAGGAGAGAGUGAAAGAAUGUGCACAGCUGAAGGAUACUGUUGAUAACUUGAAGACAGUGCUGGCCAGGAGGCAGGAGGAGGCACAAAGAGUCUCAGAGGAACACCAGGAGGAAUUGACCUUCUACAUGGACAGCCUGAAGGAGAAGGACAAGAACCUAAAGAACCUGGAGAAUGAGGUGCAGAGGAGGAGUGACGAGGUGGCCAGUCUGACGUCCACCCUGAGUGCCAAGGACCAGCACCUCCAGAGACUAGAGAAAAACCUACUCGUCACAGAGCAAAACCUUAAGGACAAGGAGGCUGAGCUCGAGGCUUUAUUCGCCACAUAUUCUGAGACUUCCAAGAAAGUCCAGGAUCUACAGGAGGAUCUGGACUCCCUCAGGAAGGACUAUGAGGAAGUGUGUGCUGACAAGAGGAGAAUGAAUGAAGCCCUGGAGAAGCUCAAGGACAAAAAUGUGGAGCUUCAAAAGUUAUCCCACACUCAAACUGAGACUUCCCAGAGGGUUGAGGAGCUGCAGGAGAGCAUGGACAGGCUUCAGGAGGACUAUGCAAAAGUGUGUGCAGAGAGGGAGAGCAUAAGUGAAGCUCUGGAGAAACUCAAGGACAAAAAUAUGGAGCUUCAAAACCUGCACCACACUCAAACUAACACUUCCCAGAGGGUUGAGGAGCUACAGGAGAGCAUGGACAGGCUUCAGCAGGACUAUGAAGAGGUGUGUGCAGACAGAAAGAGCAUAAACGAAACCCUGGAGAAGCUCAAGGACAAAAAUAUGGAGCUUCAAAAGUUAUCCCACACUCAAACUGAGACUUCAAAGAGGGUUGAGGAGCUUCAAGAGAGCAUGGACAAGCUUCAGCAGGACUAUGCAGAGGUGUGUGCAGAGAGGGAGAGUAUGAGUGAAGCUCUGGAGAAGCUCAAGGAUAAAGAGGUGGAGCUUCAAAAGGUGUACCAUACACAGAUGGAGGACUCCAAGAAAGUUGAGGAGCUUCAGGAGGACUUUGCCUCCCUGAGGAAGGAGUACCAUGAGGUGUGUGCUGAUAGGAGGAGUGUGAGUCAAGCCCUGGAGGAGUUGAAAGGCAAGGAGGUGGAGCUUCAGAAGUUAUACUCAACACAGAAAGAGGCUUCCAUGAGAGUUCAGGAGAAUCUGGACACCCUCAAAAAAGAGUACAUGGAGGUGUGUGCUUCCAAGAAUGAAGCCCUGGAAAAACUGAAGGACAAGGAGGUGGAGCUCCAGAAUUUUUCCUCUACACAAAUAGAGUCUUCCAAGAGAGUCGAGGAGCUUGAGGAGGCCAUGGCUAGGCUUCAGAAGGACUAUGAGGAGGUGUGUGCUGACAGGAGGAACAUGAAUAAGACACAUGAGGCCCUGAAGGAGGACAAGGAGACCCUGAGCCACAAGUUCACCAGCCAGUGUGCCCAGCUGGACAUCAUGGAGGAGGACAUACUGCAGCUGAAAGACGAGCUGGAGAUGCAACAGAAUGAAAUUGCACAACUAAAAGAAGUGAUCAUGAACCUUCAGGCUGACAAGGAAAGACUUGAAGAGGAACAUCUGGCUCAGAAGGCCAAAGAGGUAGAGCUGCUGGACCAGCAGGUGACUGUGUCCCAGGAGAUGGAGAAACUCAUCGAGGAGAUUGAGAAAUAUGAGUGCGAGAUGACCAAGAAGGAGCAGCAGGUGCUGGCCUUGACUGAGGAACUGGAGAGCACAACAAACAGGCUGGCCGAGAUGGAGAAGCUUACGGAAAUCCUGCAGAGUGCCACUGACAGCCUGGAGGAAAAAUGCAGGCAACGGGAGAUGGCAGAGAGAACAUGUGAAGUGCUACAACAAGAAAUGAAGGAAGUGGAGAACUUGAAGGCAGAGGCAAGGAGGGCUGAGGAACUAAUGGUGCAGUUGUCGGCUGCUGAGGAUAAGAUUUCCUUUUUGAAGGAGAGAUGUGUUGCACUGGAGGAGGCACAUGAUUCCAGAAAAUAUGGAGUGAAUACAGAGGAGCAUGAAGGUUAUGGGGACAUUAACACACUUGUCAACAAACUCCAGCAGGUUGAGAGAGAGAACAAGACUCUCAGAAAGACAUUAGAAGAACAGCAACAAACAGGAAACCAGAAAACAGAGACCGCCAAUAUGGUAGAUCUCCAACACAGAAUUAAUGAACUGGAGAAUGAGUUGAAGGUCUACAAACAAAAACACACCACCACCACCACCACUGCAGACAACUCCAACAGUGCUGCACGUCCUGCAUGUGGGGACUGCACCAACUACAAGGCAAUGGUGGGGAAACUGAACGAUCUGGUGAGAGAGAAGGAGAGGGAGUAUGAGAGGAAGGAAGAUGAGCUGAUGACACGUCUCAACAUGACCCUGAAUGCCAAUGACUCCCUUGCCAAUGUCUCUAUGCGGGACAGCAGGAGGAGCAGGGUGGCUAAGCUAGAGGAGGAGAAGGAGGGCCUGCAGAUGAAAAUGAUGAGGAACUUUAGGAAGGUUAGGGACUUGGAGGCAGCCCUGGAAACCUUGCGCAGAACCAAUGGAGUCAUCUCUCAGGACCCAGAGAUGCGCAGGGAGCUCAGGUGGAUGUGGGAAAAAAUGGAGGAUGCAGAGAGGAAACUGGAGAUCCUCAACAAAAACUAUGACCUACUUGAGCGCGAGAAUGAAGAAUUAAAGGAGUUGGUGGACCAGCAGACCGAGGAUAAGACACAGGCAGGUGGUACCAUUGUGCUGCAGGUGAAGGCUGAGCUGAAGGCACUGCAGGAAAGAUACAGAGCUUUGGAAAGUAAGUACAGCAGCCUGCAGGAGCAACACAGUGACCUACAGGGCAAGGCUAAGUUGACAGUGGGUAGUGGCAUCUCUCAGGAACAGCAUGAUGUUCUGCAGAGGGACCACAACAAGCUGCAAGAGGACUAUGAUGUGUUGGAGGCAGAACACAGAACACUGAAAGAGAGUUGCAGGUCCCUAACAGAGGAGCAGAGCACAUUGCAGAGGGACCUUGGCUCACUGCAGGAAAGGUAUAGCACACUUCAGGAGACACACCACACUCUGCUGGAGACCCACAGUGCACUGAAGAACAACUAUGCCUCACUGGAAGAGACACACACAGUGCUGCAGGAAACUCACAAAACACUGGAGGAGAAAUACAGCUAUGCACGGGACAGAUUCAAUGCUCUAAGGGAAAAAUACAACAACCUCACAGAACUCUACAACACAAGCCUGACUGCCAAGGAGCUGGAGGAGCAGAACAGCAGCACCAGCAGAAUGGAGAGAGAUAAUGCAUCUGUCAACAUAACCCCUGCAGCAGGCGUGAUGGUGACUCCACUGGGCAUGGCUGGGGUGCAGGAGGGGGUGGUGGAGGACCUCAAGGAACAACUGGCGGCAUCACUAAGGGAGAACAAUGAGCUCAAGUUCCGCCUGCGUGCCCUUGAUGCACCAUCCCAAAAAAUAGCAGACUCGCUGAGGGAGGAACUGAGGAUUGCCAAUGUAAAGGUCACCCAUCUAAAGGAUGAACUGCGUCGUCUACAGAACAGUGGCCACCCAGACGCAACCAUUUGUGAGUUGACUGGACAAUCUUCUGCUGCCACCUCUUCCUCCCAGCAAGAUGCCAAGGAGGAAUACAACUACUCCACAGGCUCCGGGGUGGUCGCACAACUGCAGGUGGUAGAGAUGCAGGGCAAGAUGUACCACCUGGAGAAGAGCAAGAAGAAGGUGGACGAACAGCUGAAGUUGAUGGAGCAGCACAUGGAGCACUACCGUGGCAAGGCCCAAGAGUGGAAGGAGAAGGCCAUCAGGGGGGAGAAGGCAGGCCACCGGGUGAAGGAAGAGCUGAACCAAUUGAAAGCUGAGUUGAGGCAGCAAAGGGCCAAGACAGACGAACUCAACACCCAGAUAGAGAGGCAACAGUUUGAGCUUGGCCACCAGAGGGAGACCAUCGUGAGGCUAGAGAAAGAGAGGAAGGAGGGAGUGCACUGUACCCCUUCCUCUGCCUCUGCUGCCGCUAUCACGUCUUCCUCUGCCACCCCUGCAGUCCCUUUCCCUCCUGAGGUGAAGCCAGGGACAGAUAUUCCAGCUUCUCAGGAAUCAGCAGUCACACUAGCAGGAGGAAGCAGAGGAUUAGCAGGAAGAGUAGGAGGAGUGUCAACAGCAGGAAUAGGGAGAGGGAGGACAACAACAUCACUCUCAGUAGCUGAAGGAGGAGGAGGAGAAUUCAAAACACCCGCACCAGUCACCACAAGAGCAGGAGGAAGAGGAAUAACAACAACAGGAAUUGGGGCUAAGGAGGAAACAGUAGAGAAGGAAGACAAAGACAAAGAGCAACAGCAGCAGGAGAGGCUCCAAAGUAAACUGCUGGGGCUCCACAAUGCACCGCUACCCACACUCACACGCACCGAGAGGCUCCCCUGGGUGAAGGGUGGGGAGGUGGAUGCAGGAGCGGCUCCCCUGUGGCAGACGCUCAAGGAGAACAAGGACGUCUCCAAGUACAAACUCCCACCAGAGGAGAGGAGGAAGAUUGAUGAGAACUGCAAGACCCAAUGAGGAGACACCUACAGCUACUGAUAUUACUACUACUACCACUACUACUACUACUACUACUACACUCACUACCACUACCACUGCUGCUACCACUACUUAUGUUUUUCUGUACUACCACCUUGACCACUACCAUUACCCUCAUCACUAUUUUAACCACCAUCAUUACAAUAAACACUAGAAAUACCACAUCUACCACUACUCCUACCACUGCCACUACUACUGUUAUUUUUUGUAUAUACUCUUCCUGCUUCUCUUCUUAAUGCUAUCAAUGUUACUAUCCUCACUCCUGCUGUUCCUACUGAUGAAGCUCCUUUCUGGCCUCCUUGUGAAAAGUAGUAGAAAAUCUUUAGGGAAGUGUUUUAAUUUUGUUUUAUAGCAUAUUUUAAAAGAUAGUAGCCAUUCCAGAAACUGAUUCUUUUCCUCAUUGGAUAUUUUUAUGUAGUUUUCUUUUCCUCAUUCUUGUACUUCACUUACUUUCUUCUUUGUAGAAUAAGGAAUUUUUUUAUGCCUCACUUUUCUUUUAUCAUUAUAUUGGAGAAUUAGAACCGAUUCAAUCCACUUCAAAUAUCUUCCUUUAAAUUAUGGCAAUGAAGUAAGAAGAAAACCAGUCUCUUCCCAUGUUUCUUAGAUGCUAUUUUUUUAACUUAGAGUAUGAAUGAGUGUAAAAUAAUCUUCUCUCAAAUCUCUGAACUAACUUGUCUUUUGAGUGGCUCUGAGGUGUAGAAUACUAACCUGUGGUUCCUGACUUGCUUGAACAUCACUACCGUUAGUGUUACUUUAUAUUGCUCAGGUCUUAGAAUGAUUGCUGCAGUCAGACCAGAUUUACUCAUGAAUCUCUGAUAUAGUCUUAUUGCAGGUACAUAAAUCUCUUACACGCUAUCAAACUAUUGUGUGUGUGUGUGUGUGUGUGUGUGUGUGUGUGUGAAAAUCUUGUGUUUUCAUUUUGUUUCAUAGCAUAUUUUAAGUAAGUUUUAAAAUAGUAGUUUUAUGAACAAAAUAAACUUAUGGAUACUACUUCA
Molecule: messenger RNA, 11527 nt
Organism: Eriocheir sinensis (Chinese mitten crab)
Lineage: Eukaryota; Metazoa; Arthropoda; Malacostraca; Decapoda; Varunidae
Product: centromere-associated protein E-like
Exons: 25
Coding region: 303-10511 (3402 amino acids)
Biological process (GO): mitotic cell cycle; microtubule-based movement
Cellular component (GO): microtubule
Molecular function (GO): ATP binding; plus-end-directed microtubule motor activity; microtubule binding
Source: RefSeq, a predicted model, not a curated record